AUGUCCUUAGUUAAGAAGUAUGGGAAGCCUGAUUUGUUCCUUACAAUGACGUGCAAUCCUAAUUGGCCAGAGAUUAAACAAGAGUUGGCUGUCGGAGAGGAGGCACAAAACCGGCCAGAUUUAGUUUCAAGGAUUUUCCGUGCUAAACUGAUAGCGCUAAAACACCAUAUCAUGAAAAAAAAAAUAUUUGGUGAAGUUGCUGCUAUGAUAUAUGUUGUUGAGUUCCAGAAACGGGGGUUGCGGCACGCUCAUUUCCUUGUUAUCCUUAAACCCAAUUCUAAGAUUAGAAGCCCUGCUGACUUUGAUAAGUUUGUUUCUGCUGAGAUCCCUCCUCUUGCCAACCCUCACUUGAGGAAGAUUGUUCUUCAACACAUGAUGCAUGGCCCAUGUGGACAACUGAACCCUGAUUGUGCGUGCAUGAAACGGAAAGGUAAUGAGGGGCACUGCAAGUAUGGAUAUCCGAAAAAAUUUGCUGCCGAGACAACUAACAGCAGCGAUGGAUACCCACUUUAUAAAAGGAUAGAUACUGGAGAAAGUGUUUGUAUUCGCAGGGUUAAUAUGGAUAACAGGUCAGUUAUUCCGUAUAACCCGUACCUAUCAUCACUUUUUGAUUGCCACUUAAACGUUGAGGUUUGUUCGACCAUAAUGGCAGUCAAAUACCUGUACAAAUAUGUGUACAAGGGCCAUGACAGGAUCUCAUUCAACGUGCAGGAUGGUAGCACUGCUAUUGUUGAUGAGAUACAACAGUACCAGGCUGGGAGGUGGGUUUCCCCGUGUGAGGCAGCAUGGAGAAUUUUCGGGUUCGAUCUGUUUGAGAUGUUUCCAUCGGUGUUGCCUCUGCAAAUACAUCUGCCUAACUUGCAGACAAUCCAGGUAAUGCCUCAUGAGAAUUUAGACGAGAUCAUUUUAAAUGAUAAAAGAUCUCGAACUCAACUUACAGAAUUCUUUAGGAUGAAUGCUGCCACACCUGAUGGAACGGGCUAUACAUAUGCAGAAUUUCCAGAGCAUUAUAAGUGGGAGGGUAAAGAAUGGAAAAAAAGAAGCAACAAGACCGUUGUUGUUGGCAGGCUCACUUUUGUAGCACCUGCUGAAGGGGAACGUUACUUCCUCAUAUUAUUACUGAUGCAUGUGGAUAGCCCGCGAUCCUUUGAUCAUCUCCGAACUGUUGAUGGAUAUAAGUGUGCCACUUUUCAGGAGACAGCUCUGCGGCUGAAAUUACUAGAGGAAGACAACGCUGUCGACUUGUGCUUAGCUGAAGCGUGUGAAGUGCAAAUGCCGACUGCAUUCCGACAGCUCUUUUCAACAGUGCUGAUCUUCUGCCAGCCAAGUGACCCCAAUGCCCUCUGGUUAAAAUACUACGACGCUCUCUCUGAAGAUUAUAGGCACCAGUAUCCGAGUUCUGAUAGCAGGUCAAGGGAGCUCACUGUUAGAUCUGUUGAGCAAUCUCUUGAAGCAAUGGGGAAAUCAUUUAGAGACUUUGGCCUACAACAUUUAAAUGAUUUUCAAGAUGAAGAGUUCAGGCGAACAAAAGACAUUAUCGAUGCACUUGAUGCACCGAUACCUCGGGACUGUAUUGAUGCCCGUAACACAUUAAACCAAGCACAGCAGGAGGCAUUUGACAGCAUUAUUGACCACGUUCUUAAAGGGAAACCUGGUGCAUUCUUCAUAGACGGGCCCGGAGGAACAGGUAAAACCUUCCUAUACAAUGCUCUCUAUGCAGAGGUUCGUUUGAUGAACAAGAUUGUCCUACCAACUGCGACAUCUGGAAUUGCAGCAUCAAAUAUACCUUCUGGGAGGACUGCUCACUCUCGGUUUAAAAUACCGAUAGAUUCUGAUGCUUCCCUUGCUUGCGAUGUUCCUAAACAAGGCAGUCUUGCAUGUUUACUAAAAGAGACAUCGUUGAUUAUUUGGGACGAAGCUUCAAUGGCAAGGAAAGAAAAUGUUGAGUCAUUAGACAUGCUUCUACGAGACUUGUGUGAUGAGAAUACCCUUUUUGGUGGCAAGCUUGUGGUUUUUGGUGGCGACUUCCGUCAGGUCCUGCCCGUCCUACCCCGCAAAACACAGCGAGAAGCUGUUGCUGCUAGCUUAGUGAGUUCUGUUCUUUGGCCUCGGUUCAUUAGGUUCAAUCUCACUGAAAAUGUUCGGGCAAGAGAAGAUCCCUACUUUUCUGCGUUUUUGCUUUCUCUUGGAAAUGGUGAGCUGCAAACCGGCGAGAAUGACCUUGUGCAAUUGCCAAUGCAGAUAGUACACCCAUCUGAGGUCGCUUCUGAUCCUAUUGCCGAACUUACUGCAAUUGCAUUUCCCGAGGUAGAUGUUUGCAGGUCCACCCCAGGCAAUUUCACAACAACGGCUAUACUGACCCCCCUGAAUGAAGAUGUUGAUGAUAUCAAUGCUACCCUGAUAGACAAAUUCCCUGGAGAAUCUGUUAUGUACAGGAGUUUUGAUACAGUUCUUGAUGAUAAUAGCGCGAUCUAUCCUCCUGAAUUUAUACACACCCUCUGCCCAGGUGGAAUGAGCCCAUACAAGCUCGUCUUGAAGAAAAAUUGUCCAGUUCUUCUGCUUCGCAAUAUCCUGCCUUCGUCUGGCCUGUGCAAUGGGACACGUAUGAUAUGCAAGAAUUUCUACCCGAAUCUGAUUGAAUGCAUGAUCACGACUGGGCAGCACAGCGGAAGCCAUGUUUUUAUACCCCGAAUUAGGCUUCGGCCGUCUGCAUCUUCCAAUUAUCCUUUCCAAUUUCAGAGGAAACAAUUCCCUAUAAAACUAAGCUUUGCAAUGACGAUAAACAAGUCACAAGGGCAAACACUAAGCCAAGUCUCCAUCUAUCUUCCCCAGCCGUGUUUCUCCCAUGGUCAGCUUUAUGUGGCAUUGUCUCGUGCUAGAAAAGCAUGUAACGUCAAAGUUGUUUCAAAACAAUCUCCGGGACACCAACCUGAGCACCAUGUUAGAAAUGUCAUCUCUUAUGAUGUGCUCAGAUUAGCCGCUUGCUUUGUUAUUAUUCUUGUACGGCUUACUGUAACCAAACAUGUUCAUGCCAUGCAGUUGUUGCUCCUUUUUGUGCCUUUUGGUUUGUGCUGCAAAUAUGCCCGUGAAAAACAGCCCACCUGUGUAGAAAAUCAUGCAAGCACAUGCAUUCUAAUGUCAUCUGCAGAUCAAGAAAUUUUUGGUGUUCAUAUAUGCCAAGUGAGGGCUCUGAUAGCUCAUACAACCUCAUAUUAUUCUUUCUUAUUUUGUGAGUCCCUUUGUGUUCUACUCUCAUUAUUAAAGCACCUAAGCUCAAGCGAUUGGCCUCUUCCAAAGGUGUUUGUUUUUUUCUCAGGAAAUAAAAAACCAGCAGACCACAGUACAUGGUCAUACCCAUUAGAGAGAUGUAGCACCCUCUAUUCAGUCCCAAUCUUUUACAACCUAAGCAGAAUUUUACAGCUUCCUCUCCACAAUCAGAAUCUGCAGUUUGUCAGAGUUAGUUCUAAGAUGCUGCUUAUUUCUCAAGCAGCAGUUGGUGUUGAUUUUUCCUCUGAAUCUGUCAACACAUAG
Messenger RNA from Spinacia oleracea (spinach), 3531 nucleotides. RefSeq lists its product as uncharacterized. Lineage: Eukaryota; Viridiplantae; Streptophyta; Magnoliopsida; Caryophyllales; Amaranthaceae. Bases 1 to 3531 code for a protein of 1176 amino acids. The transcript has 7 exons. Gene Ontology annotation, molecular function: DNA helicase activity. The record is from RefSeq and is a predicted model, not a curated record. Gene Ontology annotation, biological process: DNA repair; telomere maintenance.